AUGAGUGAUGAAAAAAGUAAGGACGAAGCCGAAAACUGGCAGGAUUUUGAAACUUUGUGCGAUAAAACUACAGGCGAAAUGGAAAUUACAGAUAUCGGAAAUGACGUAAUCACUUCCCUCAGAAGUGACUUGGCUGCUCUACAGUACAAAAGGGACAAGUUAAUAACCGAAAACAGCGAGUUAAAAAACCAAAUGUUGUCGAGAGACCAAAGGAUUUUGGAGCAACAAGUUGAAAUCGACCACCUACGAGAACAGAACGCCCGCCAAAAUGCGAUCAUAUCAUCUCUUAAAAACAAAAUUCAAGAUCUCGAAGAGACUCAACGUAAUUUACAAGCUUCACAGAGUAGGAGCGAUCUCAGUUUGCAGACGCUACAAAGAGACAAUCGUUACGCUGAAGAGAAAAUAAAAGAUUUAGAAAAAAAGAUACGUUGUCUUGAACUUGAGUGUCACAAUGAAGAACAACAAAAAGAGAAUGCCAGAUGCCAAUUUCAAGAUUUAGUCCGCCGGCUGUCAGCGGCUUUAGAAUCAGAUUUUUGUGACACUGCUCAUACUCAUUCACCAGAAAGCUUAAUCAUUAAAGCAUCGGAGCUAGUCCAAGAAACAGCUAGACUCAAAAACAAAUGUUUAAAUACGACAGAAAAUUUAUCUACCAUAGAACAAGAUCUAAGAAGCUGCAGGGAUAGUUUAGAGAGAUCAAAUGCCGACAAAGAUAUUUUGCAACGGCAGCUUUCCUCUCAGUUGCUUGAUAUUGAAAGACUAAAACAAGAAAAAGAAUCUCUUGCAGUUCAAAAUAGAGUUUUGGAAAGGGAAUUACAUGAAGCACGGGAAAAGCUAUCUCAUUGUACAAAAAAUUUAAACGUUGUAACCGACAAUGUUAAUCAAAAUGAAACUAUGAUUAUACAACUGAAAGAGGAUUUGAGACAUCGUGACGAUAAAUAUCAACGACUACAAACAGAAUUUCGUAACACGAUGGAGUCAAUAGCUAUUGUCCUAAGUUUACCAACACGUUUCGUCGAGGCUCACGAGAGCACAAUCAAGGAUAGGAUUCGUGAAAUUUUAGGUGAAAAUAAGGAUAAGGCUGCACAAAUAGAAGCAUUACGCGAAAAACUAAACAUGGAGUCACAACAGUGCAGUAAGAGCGCGCAUAUGGCCGAGCAAGCUAACACCCGGAUUCGAAUCCUUGAAGACGAGAGGAACAUGUUGGAGGCUAAAGUGCAUAAAUUGGAGUCCGAACUGAACGCAAUGGAACAUUCCCGCGAUAACCUUCGUAAAGAUAAAGCUAAUUUUGUAGCAUUCCUCGAGCGUCUGAGCAGGACGCUAAAUAUGGAUGAGUUGACCCAGGAUGUCGGCAUAGAUCUGCACACUGAAUCGAUUAUCCACCGGGCCGAGCAACUGGCCAGACUCGAGAGCGAUAAAAUUGUUGACAAGGAAGAGAGCUCUCGCGUGCGUGCGGUUCUGCAAGCGGAACGUGACGAGGCAAUUUGCCGCAGCAAGAAGCUGGCCCGCCAAUGUGAUAAGCUGACUGCGCAACUGAGCGACGCCCGAGCUCAGAUCAGAGACCUCAACGUACAGCUUGCUGACGCCGCUGAAUACAAGAUAUCGUCAUUAGAGCGUGCACGAAAAGUCGACGAACUGCAAAAGAAAUUGGAGGAAGCAGAAAUGCUGCGAACGCGUUAUAAUCGCAAGGUUAACUGUUUGAAAGAACAAAUCCGAACCACGGGAGAGACCUUUGAACAGGAACGCACGACUACCGAACGCCAGAUCAGUAUGCUGAGGGAUGACUUGGCGAGAACGAAGGAAGCUCUCGCAGAGUGUCAGAGGAGGGAAGCGCAGUUACAAAGCUUCAGGAACUCCAUCGCCAAACUACUGGGUAUCCUCGUACCGUCCUCCGUAUCUGACUUCGAAAUGGUGUCCCGCCUACAAAAGCUAAUUGACGCGCACCACGACUUUACUGUCGUGUCGCGACGGUAUGAUGAUCCGGCCUUACUACGGGCCUCCUCGCGCUCGCCGCCACCUUCGAGAUGCAGGACUCGAACUCCAGAUAGGUCCUUACGUUACGACGACUCUGGGUACGCGGAUCCGGCGUUCGACCUCGAGGACGACUUGUACAAGAGUCGCGCGGGCUUGUGA
Messenger RNA from Parnassius apollo (apollo), 2130 nucleotides. The record is from the annotation of a GenBank genome assembly. NCBI's taxonomy places the organism in Eukaryota, Metazoa, Arthropoda, Insecta, Lepidoptera, Papilionidae.